CUGGGCUCGGGUGCGCCAGCUUCACCUCUAGCUCCCGUUGUUUCAAACGGGGCGAUCCACCUUGGCGCGCAGCACCCACGACGGCAUCGCACCUGGCAACCUCCCACGCCUCCCACCUCGCGUGCUCUCUGCGGCGAUUCCUUGCUGUCGCCCGUCGCCCGUCCAGCGCUGCACCUCGCCCCGUGCCCGCCCGUGCCCGCCGUGCCCGCUCCGCUGCCCCCGCGUGGACGGUCCUCGCUGCCCAGCGCCCGCGUUAUUAUUCAGCCUCCGUCUCUCCAUGUCCACCGCCGCCGCGACCCCCCCCAGCGCUCCCAAUGCUCUGACGCCCGCCGCGACCCCCGGCCCGCACCUGAAAAUGUCCUCGUCGGCCAAAGGCAUUGACGCACCGCGCAAGCCCGCCAGCCCCGUCGACGCCGCCCAGAGGAAGCCGCCCGCGCCCAAGGCCUGGUCGCAGGGCACGAAUCCCAUCACCCAGCGCCCGUCGAACCCCGCGCCCACCAACGGCGCCGCCGCCUCCCCAAAGCCCGCCGCCCCGCGCGAGACGGCCACGCCAAUGCGGCACCUCAGCGACCGCAUGAUGUACCUGCUGGCCAACCUGACGGGGCUGCCCGGCACCAUCACGCUCAAGAACGGCGCGCGCUACUCGGGCGUGCUGUCGGGCACGUCGCUCGACCCCAGCGAGCUGCGCUACGUCUUCAAGAUGGUCAAGCAGCUGCAGCCCGCCGGCUCCGCCGCCAAUGGCCAGCCCGCCGACGAGUACGCCGGCCAGGGCGAGUCGUACGUCAUGUCCUUCGACAUGAGCGACGUCGCCGACUUCAACGUCAACCACGUCGUGCUCGACAAGACCCAGGCCAAGCAGAACGGCGCCGCCGCCUUCCGCACCGACACGGACAUCUCGGGCCACCUGGCCAUCCGCGAGCGCAACCUGCAGAAGUUCGAGUUCACCGAGCCCGACACCAGCCUCGAGCUCGGCACGGCUAGUGUCGCCGGCUGGGACCAGUUCGCGACCAACGACCGCCUCACCGGCCAGCGCAGCACCUACGACGAGAACGAGUACACCACCGCCAUCGACCGCAACAACCCCGAGUACGCCCGCCGCGCCGCCCGCGCCGACCGCAUCGCCCGCGAGAUCGAGUCCAGCUCGGCCACCAACUCGCACGUGCGCGAGGAGCGCGUCUCCUACAACCCCAACAGCGUCGAGGACCAGGGGCUGGACGAGGAAGACAAGUACAGUGGCGUUCGCCGCGACUUCUCCCCCCUGUCGAGCGGUCAAGCCAACCGAUACACGCCCCCCGCGCGACGCGCUCCGAGUGCCCAGGCCACCGUCCAGGGCGCGCCCGUCGAUCCCGCCAUCCUGUCGUCCACCAUCGCCCACCCCGACUCUGCUGCCGCCAAGGCCGCGCAGCAGACGGCGCCGCCUGUUGAGAAGCCCGCCGACGUCCCUGCCGCGCCUGCCACGGUACCUUCGCAGCCAGAGGCGCCCAAGGAAGCCAAGGAGACCGCCGCCCCGGCCGACACCCCUGUCGUCACGCAGAAGCCCGCCGCGGCCAAGCCCGUCAUCGCCGCUAUUCCCCCACGCAAGGUCGCCAAGCCGCACGACGCCACGACCAACGUCGAGCACGACCUGCUGGACUCGUUCAAGGCCUUCUCCGCUGCUGAAAAACUGCGCAUGUCCGAGAGACAACGCAGCAUUGCGCGCGAAAACAAGGCGGUAAAGUUGAACGACCUCAAAAAGUUUGCCCUCAACUUCAAACUCAGCACGCCCGUGCCCACCGACCUUGUGCCGAUUCUCGCUAAAGAUGAGACAAAGCAGGCUGCGAUUGUCGAAAAGGCCCUCAAGCAGGCUGCGGAGACCAAGUCGUCGCCGCCCAAGACAUCGUCCGCUGUCUCAGACCCGAAAGCAGCCGCACGCGCACCCGCAGCCAAGCCCGACGCCGCCAGCACGUCGCCCACCGACCGCCAGGCCCAGCGCCCCCGCCCCGGACAGUCGGCCUACCAGUCGGCCACCAUGCGCGACCGCCCGCACCAGCCGCCCGCCCAGCCGCCCGCGCGCAGCCAGGGCAUGCUCAGCACGCGCCUGCAGCAGAACCAGCAGCAGCACAAGCAGGGCGGCCAGCCCUACAACGGCGUGCCCCAGCCCAUCCCGGCCCAGGACAUGCGCGCGCCGGCCGGCCCCUCGCAGACGUCGAGCGGCGUGCAGACCCCCGCGUCGAAUGCCUCGCUGCGAUUCAACGUCCGCGCCCACGAGUUCAAGCCCAACCCCGCCGCACACACCUUCCAGCCCGGCGGCAACACCAGCGCCGCGUCCAGCCCCAGGCCCGACUCUGCGGCGUCCCGGCCCGAGUCGCGCAAGCCCGCCAUCACCAGUUUCUUCGGCGGCCAGCGUCCGACGCUGAAGAACGUCGACCUCAAGGCCGCCUUCAGCCCGUUCGACCGCCUGGCCAAGUCGGCGUCCGAGGCCGACAAGAAGCACAACGCCGGCAUCCCGUUCUCGCAUCGCACGCCGCCCACGUGGGACUUCCCCGAGUCCAACAAGGACAAGGGCUACAAGGAGCUCUUCGAGCAUGCGCCGCCGCCGCAGAUGCUGGGCCCGCACAACGGCAUGGCAAACGGCCCGAUGGCCCACCAGCACCAGCUGCCGCCGCACCUCCAGGGACCACAAGGCAUGCAAGGACAGCCGCAGCACACGCCCCGCGGCCCCCACGUGCAGCCGCACCACCAGGGUCCGCCCCACUUCGAAGCGCCGCACAUGCAGUUCUCGCACUCGUCGUCCUCGGUCCAGCCCUCGCCGCGCCAGAUGCCGCCGUACGUGUACAACGCGCAGCCCCAGCAGAUGCCCGGUUACCCGCAGCAGAUGCAGGUCCCCCAGUACGGCAUGAGCCCGGGCAUGCAGCACGUUGCGCUCCGCGGCCCCCAGGGCGGCCAGUUCGUCAACGGCCCUGGGCCGCAGAUGGGCGGCCACAUGAUGCAGCAGAACCCGUCGAAUGGACCGUUCAUGGGCAUGCCUGGGCAGCCGCAGAUGCAGAUGUAUGCGCAGCCCGGCUACCCCCAGCACGGAUACAUUCCCCCGGGCGCCAACGGCUUCCCGAGUCCUCGCCCGGGCGCGCCAAUGAUGAGCCACCAGGGAUCGAACCAGGGCCACCAGCCGAUCAUGUACAUGCCGCAGGGCGCGCAGGGCCCGCACAUGUACCAAAUGCCGCCUGGGUCGAUGACGCCGAUGCGCGGCCCCUACCCGCAGCCCCACCAGCCCCAGUACGGCUCGCCCCACCAGCAGCACCAGUUCCCGCACCCGGCGCACCGCGGCACCCCGAGCACCACCUACGCCCAGCCCAUGCUGCACCAGCACUCGCAGCACCAGCACGCCCCGCCCACGGGCCCCGCCGCCCACGCCGCCGAGAACGCCGACGAGCCCAAAUGAGCACCCACUGUCCCCGUGACUCCACACGGCGGCGCACGGUGUUUCAGAGGAACGCCCGCGCCCGUGCGCAGUCACCAUGUUAUAGCAUAGCGAGGCGUUGGACGGCGAGGGAGGCGCACGCGCCAGGCGGUAAAAGUGAAUGAGAUGGUGAUGGAUGGAGAUGGUGAUGGAGAUGCAGGGUGCAAGAGCGACGGCGCCGUCUUGGACUGAACUGGCCUCGGCGCGCUGCGAGGGUGCGCGAAGAAUUCCGUUGCGGAGGCGGCGCGUUGGGCGUGCGUGCGUGCGUGUGGCUGUCUGUGUGUGUAUGUGUGUAGCAGUGUAGCAGUGUAGUCCAGUCAAGCAAAGUCCAGCCAAGUCCAGCCAAGUCCAGCCAAGUCCAGUCAAGUCAAUUGAAGUCAACUCAACUCA
Molecule: messenger RNA, 3826 nt
Organism: Boeremia exigua
Lineage: Eukaryota; Fungi; Ascomycota; Dothideomycetes; Pleosporales; Didymellaceae
Exons: 5
Coding region: 278-3418 (1046 amino acids)
Biological process (GO): cytoplasmic stress granule assembly
Cellular component (GO): cytoplasmic stress granule
Molecular function (GO): RNA binding
Source: RefSeq, a predicted model, not a curated record